Messenger RNA from Brassica rapa (field mustard), 2197 nucleotides. RefSeq names its product probable galacturonosyltransferase-like 4. Gene Ontology annotation, molecular function: glycosyltransferase activity. Gene Ontology annotation, cellular component: Golgi apparatus. Lineage: Eukaryota; Viridiplantae; Streptophyta; Magnoliopsida; Brassicales; Brassicaceae. The record is from RefSeq and is a predicted model, not a curated record.
GUAUUUCUUUUCUAAAUUUUGGAUAAAAUGGCAAAUUAGUUGUAGAGGCAGUUACGUUGAAAACUUCGUUAGAUUCAUAGAUUGUGAGUUAUGUAUAUUUUCAACAGAUUUUGUUUAUAUAAUUAUAUGCGAAUGACAUGCGACCAUAUGUAUAUAAUAUCUUGGUUGCAUGCAUGAAGAACGGAGUAUUCAAAUAUGGACUGAGUAUAUCUCAGAGAUAAAGCAUUAGGCUCUAUCUGUUUUGAGCUACAUAAGAUGAGCAUUUUUAUCUCCUUCUCAAAAUACAUUAAACCAUAUGCAAUACAUUCUAGAAGAAAGUUGUUAUUCUAAUCUUAGAACCGCAAAUGCAAUCAACUGAAAGAAACGACAGCAAAGCAAAUUAUUCAGCACAAACUCAUCCUAAAAAUCAUUUCUCAAAAAAAAAAAAUCUCAUCCUAAAAAUAAGCAAAACAUUUAUCACCAAAAAAAACUUGCACCAGUUUAUAAGAAUCUAAGGAAAGAAGAAACAAAAUCUAAAAACUCCCACCUGUUUCAUUGGACAACAAACUUGUCUUCUUCCUAAAUCAUAGGAAGUAGAUUUUUUUGAGACAAAGAUUGCGUAGGAAACACUCCUCCUACCUUCAAUCUCUUCCUCACAUUUCAACUGCUAAUAAAACAAUCAUCUUCCCAAACCCUUUAUUCUAGCCCCUUCCCUAAACAAUGGCUCUGUUAACUAUUCAUCUCUUUAAUUUGUAACUAAACCCUUUUCUUAAAAAAAAAUAAAAUAAAAUAAUUAAAGAGUUUACCUGAGAAUUAGGUUCAGGAUGGCCUCAAGGAGCCUCUCCUACACACAACUCCUAGGCCUCCUGUCCUUUAUCCUCCUAACCUCCACAAUGGCGGUUCGUGUUGGAGUCAUUCUUCACAAGCCUUCUACUCCAACCCUUCCUGUAUUUAGAGAAGCCCCAGCUUUCAGAAAUGGUGACCAAUGCCUUGAGGCUGAUCAGAUUCAUAUAGCCAUGACUCUUGACACAAACUACCUCCGUGGAACAAUGGCUGCUGUUUUUUCUCUCUUACAACAUUCAACUUGCCCUGAAAACCUCUCUUUUCAUUUCCUCUCCCUUGCUCACUUCGAAAACGACCUCUUCUCCAGCAUCAAAUCAACUUUUCCUUACCUAAACUUCAAGAUUUAUCAGUUUGAUCCAAACCUUGUCCGCAGCAAAAUCUCCAAAUCCAUCAGGGAAGCCCUAGACCAGCCUCUAAAUUACGCGAGGAUCUACCUCGCGGAUAUAGUUCCUCCCAGCGUCGACCGGAUCAUAUACCUAGACUCUGACCUCGUCGUGGUAGACGACAUAGAGAAGCUAUGGCACGUGGACAUGGAAGGUAAAGUUGUGGCUGCUCCUGAGUACUGCCACGCAAACUUCACACACUAUUUCACAAAAACGUUUUGGUCGGACCCGGUACUUGUUAAAGUACUUGAAGGAAAACGACCGUGCUAUUUCAACACGGGUGUGAUGGUCGUGGACGUUGAUAAAUGGAGGAAAGGGUUGUAUACACAAAAGGUAGAGGAGUGGAUGACUGUUCAGAAGCAGAAGAGGAUAUACCAUUUGGGUUCAUUACCUCCUUUUUUGCUUAUAUUCGCCGGUGAUAUUAAAGCGGUUAACCAUAGGUGGAACCAGCAUGGUUUAGGAGGAGAUAACUUUGAAGGGAGAUGCAGAACGUUGCACCCUGGUCCGAUAAGUCUACUUCAUUGGAGUGGGAAAGGGAAGCCAUGGUUGAGAUUAGAUUCAAGAAAGCCUUGUAUUGUUGAUCAUCUCUGGGCUCCGUAUGAUUUGUACCGUUCAUCAAAACAUUCUUUAGAUGAGUAGAGCCAAAGAGGAAGUAAGAAGAUUGACACAUAUGUGUAAAUAGGAGAUGGAGACGGUCCAAGCAGGGUGGGUGCGAGCAAAGGAAGCGAGAUGCAAAACAAAGCUAAAACAAGUUGUAGCGAAAAGAGAGAAACCAAGAGAGUUGAUUUUUUUGUUAAGACACACUCUUAAUGCAAAAAGACACAUUGUGCAUGAGAUCAGUAGUGAGAUGGUAUCAUCAUCAUCAUGAUUUGUUUCUCUUAUUCAAGUGUUUUUUUUUUAACAUUUCUCCCUCUCUUGGAUUUAACGUGUAAUAUACAUAGGGUAGUGUUACUUCAAAAAUGGAGGAUUAAAUUCAUUCUUUAUUAAUUCAA